AUGUUGCUAUGUGACCAGAAGACCAAUCUUUGUACUCUCAGUCUCACUAUAUACGAUACCGACGAUAUCAGUACUCAGAGGUGGUACCCAUUAGAGGCCGUACUUACCUUCUGGCUCUCUCAGAUCCGCAACGAGACCAUCCAGGCCGCACCAGAAAAAGGAGGGAGACUUCGAGAAGAGUGGCCUGAAGUGUUCGGCGAGUACUGGGAACAUGCGCCUUGGGUCUUCGUGCCGUACAAUGAGAAUAUGCUCAAGCACAACCUCGAUGUAUGGGAGAAGCUCGUUGAAGCAAUCGAGAGCCGCAUGCCUCCAGGCAGCAGACCACAAGCAGCCGAACGACCCAUGUACGGCCUGUUGGACGACAACAUACGCGACACAAUAAACCUUCCCCAACGAUUCGCAUACAACUUCCUCUUCCGCGCCCGCCGACCUCGCUUCAAGAUGAUAGCCCCCGGUCUCCGCAUUAUCCCAUCCGCAGACUUUCCGGACCAACCCUUCCGCUCCUACAUGUCCAAAGACAAAGAAGAAGUGCCACCCGUACUACUCUUCCAGUUCGACCUGAACUUCUUCGAAGACCCAACCAGGACUCCGCAAAGCCCAGACGACGCCAUGGUACCGAACUUCUUCGACUACCGCGAUAUCAAGACUUAUCCUUCUGGCUUAUACCUACUGCCUACCAAUCACAGAAGUCUGGAAGAUGGGAUCUCAUUCGUGUUGCCGUACGCUAUUGGCGGUAAGGGGUAUGCGAAGAGAGGCGAUGGAACAAAUUUCGCGAGUGGAGAGGAUUGGCGUGGGAAAGAUAGCUUCACAGAGUUGUAUCAGCCUGGAAGACGGGCGUUUGAGGACUUCCAGGCGCAGAAUCUAGCGGGUGUGUUGGAGAGUUGGCUGGGUAUGGUGGAAAGAGGGGACUGGAAAGUCGGUGAGAAUGGGGUGAUGGGUGAUAUGGAGACUUGGAGGGAAGCGGAUACGGAGGAGGGAUGGAGGAAGUAUGUUGUGCCGAGUGGAGAAUUAUCUAAUCCCAAUAAGAAGUUGGUGUAG
Molecule: messenger RNA, 1038 nt
Organism: Alternaria novae-zelandiae
Lineage: Eukaryota; Fungi; Ascomycota; Dothideomycetes; Pleosporales; Pleosporaceae
Exons: 2
Coding region: 1-1038 (345 amino acids)
Source: RefSeq, a predicted model, not a curated record